GGAGCGGGACCUCAGUGGUGUGGCGGUGUGGGUGAUCUGGGUGCCGGUGGACUCGUGUUGGCCCUUAGAAUCCCCGCGUAGCCGCUGUCGCUUUGUCCUGCCGUUACCAUGUUUCUUACCCGGUCUGAGUACGACAGCUUGGUUCUACAGCCAUUGGGAUCCAGACAUCAGAGGGUGUGUGCCUAGCUGUGGAGAAGAGAAUUACCUCUCCGCUCAUGGAGCCCAGCAGCAUUGAGAAGAUUGUAGAGAUUGAUGCUCACAUAGGUUGUGCCAUGAGUGGGCUAAUUGCUGAUGCUAAGACUUUAAUUGAUAAAGCCAGAGUGGAGACACAGAACCAUUGGUUCACCUACAAUGAGACAAUGACAGUAGAGAGUGUGACUCAGGCUGUGUCAAAUCUGGCUCUCCAGUUUGGAGAAGAGGAUGCAGAUCCAGGUGCCAUGUCUCGUCCCUUCGGAGUAGCACUGUUAUUUGGAGGAGUUGAUGAAAAAGGACCCCAGCUGUUUCAUAUGGAUCCAUCUGGAACGUUUGUACAGUGUGAUGCUCGAGCAAUCGGCUCUGCUUCAGAGGGUGCCCAGAGCUCCUUGCAAGAAGUCUACCACAAGUCUAUGACACUGAAAGAAGCCAUCAAAUCUUCACUCAUAAUCCUCAAGCAAGUAAUGGAGGAGAAACUGAAUGCAACUAACAUAGAGCUAGCCACAGUGCAACCUGGCCAGAAUUUCCACAUGUUCACAAAGGAAGAACUCGAAGAGGUUAUCAAGGACAUUUAAGGAAGCGUGAUCCUCAGAAUUUCUUGGGGACAAUUUCAGUUCUCCUAGUUGCCCUUAACUUUUAUUUCCAGCUCCAAUUCUUUGGAAAUCUCAAGUAUAUGUGCAUUUUUUUAUGAUAUCUGUACAUAAAGACAGUUCUGAAAUAAAGAAACAUUUAAAAUAUUUGUUAAUA
Sus scrofa (pig) is the source of this 939-nucleotide messenger RNA. RefSeq names its product proteasome 20S subunit alpha 5 (gene PSMA5). The record is from RefSeq and is a predicted model, not a curated record. Gene Ontology annotation, cellular component: proteasome core complex, alpha-subunit complex; proteasome core complex. Lineage: Eukaryota; Metazoa; Chordata; Mammalia; Artiodactyla; Suidae. Gene Ontology annotation, biological process: proteasome-mediated ubiquitin-dependent protein catabolic process.